CCUGUGCUGUGCCCUGCUUGCGUCGUCGACGACGCGCAGAGGCUUCCUUCGUCACUGAUUGCGAUUGCGAUUGCGAUUGAGGGUGUUUUAUUUUUUGGAAGGGUUUGGAUCAAUUGGUGUGUUGGAGAAUCAGCAGUGCUUUUGGGGACUCGCACACUCGACGGCUCGCAGUUCGAUCGCUCGCGACGAGACGAUAGCGGUCCUGGUUGUUGGAUAGUAGAAUACCGCUCGCCUUCCAGACCACCAGCUCGCCUACCACCAGCUCGCCUUCCAGGCUCGCACGCUCACACCCCAACGAUGAAGUUCGGCACCACGCUCCGGCGGAGCAUCUACGCGCCGUGGAAAGCGCAGUACAUCGACUACGACAAGCUGAAGAAGCUGCUCAAGGACAACGCCGACGACGACAGCUGGACCGCCGAGGACGAGAGCGCGUUUGUCGACGAGCUGGCCAACGUGCAGCUCGAGAAGGUGCAUGGCUUUGUGCUCGAGGUGUCGCAGAAGCUGCGCGAUCGCACGUCGGCGUGCGAGAAGAAGCUCGAGCCGUUGGCGGUGGGGGUGAAGGAUGACAAGAACGACAAGGAGGAGAAGAAGGAUGAGAACGACAAGAACGACAAGAAGGAAGGCCAGGGGCUCUUCUCCGACGCCGUCAAGGGCGACGGCGCGAAGCACACGGAGCUCACCCAGGACGAGCGCCAGAAGCUGCUGAAGGACGUCCUGGCCGAGCUCGACAAGGUCACCAAAGAGGUCAAGGAACUCGAGGGCUUCAGUCGCAUCAACUUCACCGCCAUCAUCAAGGCGACUAAGAAGCACGAUAAGCUCCGCGGCAAGUCGUACAAGCUGCGGCCCUUCAUCGACGCCCGCCUGGCCCGCCACCCGCUGCAGACCGAGGAUGCCUCGCCGCUGCUGUACCGCCUGUCGGCCCUGUACUCGUUCGUCCGCCAGAGCCUCGAGGGCAAGUCCAAGGAGGCCCUGUCCUUCUCCGAGGACCAGACCGCCGGCGAGGGCUUCACCUCCCACAAGUUCUGGGUCCACAUGGACAACCUCUUCGAAGUCAAGACGGUCAUCCUGCGCCGUCUGCCCGUCCUCGUGUACAACCCCCAGUCCGCCAAGAUCGCCGAGGGCACGCAGCGCGACCCCACAAUCACAUCCAUCUACUUCGACAACCCCAACUUCUCGCUCUACUCGGACAAGGUCAAUGGCCAGGAAGACGCCUCGUCGCUCCGUCUGCGCUGGUACGGCCAGCUCAACGAGAAGCCUGAGAUUGUGUUUGAGAAGAAGGUCAUCAAGGAGGGCAAUGCCAGCGAGGAAGUGCGCUUCCCCAUCAAGGCCAAGUACAUCCAGUCGUUCCUCGAGGACAAGUACCACAUGGAGAAGACGAUUGAGAAGCUCGAGUGGAGGCCGAACAAGGACCAGGCCAAGAUCGACAGCACCAAGAAGGCGGUUGAGGACAUCCAGAGCUUUAUUCGCGAGAAGGAUCUGCAGCCGGUGCUGCGUGCCAACUACACCCGCACCGCCUUUCAGAUCCCCGGCAACAACAACGUGCGCAUCUCGCUGGAUACCAACCUGGCUCUGAUCCGCGAGGAUGCGCUGGACAUGGACAGGCCGUGCCGCGACCCCGACGACUGGCACAGGUCCGACAUUGACAACGGCAACAUGGAGUUCCCCUUUAAGAACCUCAAAAAGGGCGAGCUCCACAAGUUCCCCUUCGCGCUGCUCGAAAUCAAGGUCAAGGGCCUGAAGAAGUACGAGUGGAUCGAGGACCUCAUCCACUCGCACCUCGUCAAAGAAGCGCCCCGCUUCUCCAAGUUCGUGCACGGCGUCGCAAAGCUCUUCGAGGACAACGUCAACACGUUCCCCUUCUGGCUCAGCGAAGCCGAAGACGACAUCCGCAAGGAACCCGGCCAGGCCUUCGACGACGAACAGGAGCGCAAGCGCAAGGCCGCCGAGGACGACUUCGCCGUCGGCUCGCUCUUCGGCACCGCCGCCAGCCCCUCGUUCCGCCGCGGCAUCACAUCGCCCGUCGGGUCGCCCGCCGCCUCCCGCUCCGCUCCCAAGAGGGCCAGCCUCGCCCCCAGCAGCGCCGCACACUCCACGCCCGCACCCCGCCUCUCCGCCUCGUACCCGCCGCCCGACGACGCCCCCGCCGACGACAACAACAACGACGUCGACGAACCCCUCGCCUCCCCCCACGCCCCCGCCGGCCUCGCCUCCCUCUUCCCCUCCUUCUCCACCUCCAAAUACGCCGCCCGCCAGCGCCGCCGCCCCGCCCUGCCCCCCGGCAUCUCCGCCCCGGGCACCUGGAUCAAGGACUCCGGGCCCCUGCGCGUCGAAGCCAAGGUCUGGCUCGCCAACCAGCGCACCUUUGUCAAGUGGCAGCACGUCUCCGUGCUCCUGGCCUCCUUAUCACUAGGCCUGUACAAUGCCGCCGGCGAGGCUAACGGGGUCGCGCGCGCGCUCGCCGUCGUGUACACGUGCAUCGCCGUCUUCGCGCUCGCGUGGGGGUACGGCGUGUUCUGGUACCGCAGCCGCUUGAUCCGGGAGCGCAGUGGGAAGGACUUUGAUGCGCUGGCUGGGCCGCUGGUGGUCGCGGUGGGUCUGGCGGUCGCGCUGUGUUUGAAUUUCUGGUUCCGGUAUCGGGCGCUGGUGGAUGCGAAGGAGGGGGUGGGGCGCGAGGGGGGGCGGAAUGCGAGUUGGGUUGGGGAGGUGUUUGAGUUGAGGGUUUAGGCUGGUGGUGGUGUAGGUUAAGGGUAGUGUGUUGGAGUGUUGGGGUGUUGGAAGGGUC
Messenger RNA from Boeremia exigua, 2782 nucleotides. Its product is annotated as VTC domain-containing protein. The record is from RefSeq and is a predicted model, not a curated record. Bases 298 to 2724 code for a protein of 808 amino acids. Gene Ontology annotation, cellular component: fungal-type vacuole membrane; vacuolar transporter chaperone complex. NCBI's taxonomy places the organism in Eukaryota, Fungi, Ascomycota, Dothideomycetes, Pleosporales, Didymellaceae. The transcript is spliced from 2 exons.